Akanthomyces muscarius is the source of this 399-nucleotide messenger RNA. RefSeq lists its product as uncharacterized. The transcript has 4 exons. Lineage: Eukaryota; Fungi; Ascomycota; Sordariomycetes; Hypocreales; Cordycipitaceae. The coding region runs from base 1 to 399 and encodes 132 amino acids. Gene Ontology annotation, molecular function: heme binding; oxidoreductase activity, acting on paired donors, with incorporation or reduction of molecular oxygen; iron ion binding. The record is from RefSeq and is a predicted model, not a curated record.
AUGAACGUCACGCAGGAUGCGGCCGGCCACGGCCUCGACGCCGGCCUCGUGCAGCAGCUCUACAACCACUACUGCCACCUUUCCUACCUGUCCGCCCUCGCGGCGGUGCUGCUCGUCGGCCACGCGCUGCGGCGCCACCGCAGGCUGAGCCGCUUCCGCGGUCCGCCUCUGGCCGCCGUGUCGGACGUGCCCCACCGCCUGGCCAUGCUCGGCGGCGAGUGCCAUUUGUUCUACGCGCGGGCGAACAACAAGUAUGGCCCCAUUGCCCGGGUGGCUCCAAACAUCCUCACGACGUCGUCGCCGGCCGUCUGGGCGCACGUCAACAACACCCCGGGCUACAAGCGCUCCGACUGGUACUACAAUGCCGAAGCAGAUGGCGCCCGGGUACUCUGGUCGUGA